Messenger RNA from Dovyalis caffra, 519 nucleotides. The record is from the annotation of a GenBank genome assembly. Lineage: Eukaryota; Viridiplantae; Streptophyta; Magnoliopsida; Malpighiales; Salicaceae.
AUGGUGGGAAUCUUUCUUCGUCUUUCACUGUGUAUGAGAUCCCACAUUGCCGAUGCCACCACUCUCGCCUCGGGAAAGAAUGAAAGUCAUCUAGUUCCAUUAAUAGUUGAGAGCAGAGAGACCAGAAUCAGGGGUGGCUAUAUGGAUUUACAGCAUCUUCAUCAUGCAGUUGAAUUCGAUGCCGAAUUCUGGCCAGUUGAACACCCAGUGGAACCACAGGAUGAAGAUCGUCCUGUGAAAUGCCCAAUGCCAACUUCUUCUGUUAUAAAGAAUGGAAGGUCGCGUGAGGAGAGCUUGGGGAAGAGAGCGGAUGAACUACCACUACCAGCAGUUAUGAACAAACAAGGCAUUGUUGUGGUGGCUGCAGAGCCCCAGGUCCGAGCAGUGCGUAAAAGGCACCAUACUCUGACCCGUGUGGACCACCGUGUAAUAGCACCUAAUUUAACAAGAAUGGCUUCUCUUCCUGCUUUACCAACUCAGAACGUCACCAUUUUUCAAAUGCUUCAAGAAUUUGACUAG